Messenger RNA from Pygocentrus nattereri (red-bellied piranha), 2154 nucleotides. It is a transcript of the gene spag7, whose product is annotated as sperm associated antigen 7. Gene Ontology annotation, molecular function: nucleic acid binding. The record is from RefSeq and is a predicted model, not a curated record. The transcript has 7 exons. NCBI's taxonomy places the organism in Eukaryota, Metazoa, Chordata, Actinopteri, Characiformes, Serrasalmidae. Bases 25 to 717 code for a protein of 230 amino acids.
AGCCGCAGAAGAAGAGUAUUCAGCAUGGCGGACCUGCUAGGCUCCAUUCUCAGCUCCAUGGAGAAGCCUCCAACAGUCGGCGAUCAGGAGAGCCGGCGGAAGGCCAGAGAGCAGCAGGCCCGUCUGAAGAAGAUGCAGGAGGAGGAGAAGAGGAAGAAAGCAGAGUUCAGGAAAAAGAUGGAGAAAGAGGUGAAUGAUUUUAUUCAGGACAGCGCUCUGCAGAAGAAGAAAUAUGAACCGAUGGGGAAGAUAGAGAGGAGCAUCCUGCAUGAUGUGGCUGAGGUGGCUGGGCUGACGUCGUUUUCGUUCGGGGAAGAUGAGGAGAGCAGAUACGUCAUGCUCUUCAAGAAGGAAUUUGCCCCGUCGGAUGAGGAACUGGAGGCAUAUCGGAGAGGAGAGGAGUGGGAUGUGGCGAAAGCCGAGGAAAGACGCAAGCUGAAGGAACAGGCCGCGCUGGAGGAAGAAGCCACAAGUCGAACUCAGAAGAGACCCCCGUCCCCCAGCUCCAACUACAGAGACAAAUACAGCCACCUGAUUGGCACAUCUGCUGCUAAAGAUGCCGCUCAUACACUGGAGGCUAACCGUGCUUAUGGCUGUGUCCCUGUGGCCAACAAGAGGGACACACGCUCCAUCGAAGAGGCCAUGAACGAGAUUAGAGCCAAAAAACGACUGAAGAAGGGAGAAGAGGACGUGGGGGCCGGCAGCAGCGGCUUAUGAGGCCGAAAAAGAGUGGGUGUGCAUGCUUGUGUGUGUGAGGCUUAGAGACAGGGUCUGUAGUUAUACUGUUAAAGAAGUGUUCCUGUACAGUAUUGUACUCUAUAGCAAUAUUUAACAUGUACUGAUGCCCAUUAGGGCCAAUGAGAUGUGCUGUAAGUGAAUUUUAAUAUGUGAGAGAAUCUAUACAAGCACUGUUCAACCAUCUCUCUGGACUUGACCGCGUCAACUGUUUCCUCUUCCCUCAUAUUAUUUGUCUUAAGCGGUAGUUCGGCGAAAAUUAAGCUUGCUUCUUUAGUUUGAGCACUGAAGCUAUGAGGCUAAUACAGCUACCAAGACAUGGAAGCUUAUAUCCCACCAUUUAGCAUCGUUCAGAUUCCUCAUAACUUGGAACUUAAGAGGUUUGAAAAGUGACAAAAAUACAUUGCAUGGACAAAAACAGCAGCAACCACUUUGAUGGCAGAAUUUAGUCCAUGUUUAUAGAUAACAGAGUGUCAUACAGUGCCAGAAACCACCUGAUCAUGUCUAUUGGAGAUUAUUUACCACCUCUACAUGGUUUGAGGCAGGUUUGGAAAGUGCUAUAAACUGGUGGGGUAUAAGCUUCCAUAACUUUUAGUGGCCUCCAGUGCAAAACUAAAGGAGCAGAUGUUUUUCCUAGUUUUGAGUUUUGAGAGUUUUUGUCAAACUAUCGCUUUAAAGCUAUUAUUGUAGGGCACAAAUGAUGAGUUUUAAUUUUUCAGGUACAUGUCACCUCUUUAAGACAGCUGGUGUGUCUAACUGUAAGUGUGCUGUCAUAGAUUUUAUGACUGUAGUGACCUCUAGUGGCUGCAUUGAGGCACAACAGCGAAUAACUUUAAAAGGAAUAGUUCAGUCAUUGCUGUUUUAUCCACUGUUAGCCAUGUAAGAUUUGUUUGGCUGGACUAUCCCUUUAAACGUAUGUUUUUAUCAGCCUAUAAUCCCGUUUUGUCCUGUUGCAUCCAUGUCCGCCGAUGCAUAUGGAAGUGUUAAUGUAAAAUUUGUAUACUUUUAAUGUUCCCUACAGUCAACCUAUGCUCCUCAAACACUAAGAGUCUGAUUUAUUGAGCCAUUUAGAACCUGGUAGGGGAAAGAGGUAAAUGCUUUGAUCAGAUCUAGUCCAAUGAGGGUUUUUACUGAUAAGAAAACUGGUCUGGUGUUCUAGCAAAUAGAAGACAGCAGGGAGUCUGCAGUUUAUCAGUGAAGCCUUUUAAUGCCUUGGCUUAAAAGAGUCUAAGGCCUAAAUGAGUCAGUAUCAUCAGUGUCGUUAAUAAUCACCCUGUUAAUCGACUCCUCCUCUAGAGUCGUAUUGCACAUUUUACACGUUUAUUUGAUAAUGUUUUCUGAAUAGUUGUGUCUUUUUGACUGGCUUAUGUGUUUGUUUUCUUUUAAGGUUUAAAUAAACAAAGAUCAAUGUUGGUGAAA